Molecule: messenger RNA, 7406 nt
Organism: Paralichthys olivaceus (Japanese flounder)
Lineage: Eukaryota; Metazoa; Chordata; Actinopteri; Pleuronectiformes; Paralichthyidae
Source: RefSeq, a predicted model, not a curated record
CUGAAUAACGAGGAGAAAAACACCCACUCCGGACUGACCGAAUUGUAUCCGGUGAGAGAAAGAAGGAGAGGAGGAGAGAGGGACCCUGUGGGAGCAGCAGCAGCAGUGUUUGGUAUUCACGGGAUUUUCCUCUGAGGAUAAGAAGACGCUUUUGAAUUGAUGCCUGGAGAGGUCUAGACUGCUGGUUGUGAGGAUGUUGUCAGCAGGGCGGAUCAGGUGGUGUUUGUGGUCUCCACUGGUGCUACUGGCCCUAGUUUCCAAUUUCCCCAGUCAGGCACAGGAUCAAGUUCCAGCCCCGAGGAGGCUGCGUUUCAAAGUGCUGAGCUCAAGCAAACUCCUUGUUUCAUGGAGGGAGCCCAAAGGAGACUUUGACAGCUAUCUGUUCCUCUACAGCAGUAUACCAGGUGGUCAGCAGAGGGAGAUCAUAGCGUCUAAAUCUAACAGUAAGGUGUUGAUAACAGACUACAGCCCCUCCAAAGACUACAGUGUGAGUGUGAUCGCUGUCAGCGGCAGUGAGCAGAGCAGACCCCUUCAGGGCAGAUUCAAAGCUGAGAGAGGUGAGAGUGAUGGGGGAGACAGGACUGAGCCGCAGAGGCUGACUGAAUCACUUUCACCCCCAGAAGAUGCCAACGAGAUCACUGGAGCUGAUCAGUUUGUGUGCCACACUGAAGCCAUCGCAGACAUCGUGAUCCUGGUGGACGGUUCUUGGAGUAUCGGUCGGAUCAACUUUCGGCUGGUCCGCACGUUCCUGGAAAACCUGGUCAACGCCUUCGAUGUCGGCAUCGAUAAGACAAGGAUAGGUCUGGCUCAGUACAGCGGGGAUCCAAGGAUAGAGUGGCAUCUAAAUGCCUUCUCCACUAAAGAUACCGUCGUUGAUGCUGUCAAGAAUCUCCCCUACAAAGGAGGAAACACGCUAACAGGCCUUGCGUUGAGCUAUAUCAUGGAGAACUGCUUCAAGCCAGAGUCUGGCUCCCGGGUUGGCGUGCCCAAGAUUGGAAUCCUAAUCACGGACGGGAAGUCCCAGGAUGACGUUAUACCACCUGCAGAGAGCCUGCGCAAUUCUGGGAUUGAGCUGUUUGCUAUUGGUGUGAAGAACGCUGAUGAGAAUGAGUUGCGCUCCAUCGCCUCAGAACCAGAAGACUCUCACGUCUACAACGUGGCCGACUUCAACAUCAUGAGCUCCAUCGUCGAGGGUCUGACCAGAACAGUGUGUGAACAAGUGGAGCAGCAGGAUAAAGACAUCAAGGAGAAACAGGUACCAGAGACAAUCGGAACGCCACUCGAUCUGGUGACGUCAGAGGUCACGGCACGGAGCUUCAGGGUGUCAUGGACUCAUGCCCCUGGAAACGUAGAGAAAUACAGAGUGGUUUAUUAUCCUGCUCAGGGAGGAGAACCACAGGAGGCUGUGGUGGACGGCAGCGAGACCUCGGUGGUGUUACAGCAUCUCAGCUCCCUCACUGAGUACCAGCUGGCUGUGUUUGCUGUGUAUGCAAACGAGGCGAGUGAAGCUCUUAGGGGAUCAGAAACAACUCUGGUCCUACCCAGAGUGACAGGCCUGCAGCUGUCUGAUGUGACUCACAGCAGCAUGAAAGCAAGAUGGGACAGCGUAGACGGGGCCUCCGGCUACAUGCUGCUGUAUGCACCUCUCAAAGAUAAUGGAGAGUUGGACGAGAAGGAGACGAAGGUGUCGGAUGCAGUGACAGAGCUGGAGCUGGAGGGGUUGAGCUCUCACACAGAAUACACUGUCACUGUUUAUGCAAUGUAUGGUGAUGAAGCCAGUGACCCUGUAACAAACCAGGAAAGUACAUUACCCCGGAGUCCUCCCAGUAACCUCCAGUUCUCUGACAUCAACAAGCCUUCUCACCAAUUGGACCAUAUACAGAUGUCCAGUAGCUGUAAAAUUGAUGUAAAAGUGUCUGUGUUUGUCUUCCAGGUGGAGGUCGGUCCAGUGAGCUCUUAUGACCUCAGUGACCUGACGUCUCUGAUGGAGUACUCAGUAGCCAUUUUUGCCUUGUACAACGACGGCGAAUCAGAGCCACUCACUGAUGGAUUCACUACUAGUAAGACACUUACUGUGAUCUUGAGUGGAAGUGAUAACAGAUACCUGCUGACCAGCCUGAGUCCGUCCACUGAGUAUGAAGUCAUGCUGACGGCCGUGUUCGACGAUGAAUCAGAGAGCGACACUGUCUCUGUCAUAGAGACCACAUUGGCCAUGACGACAACAGUUGCUGCCACAACCACGGCAGUGGCUCAUCAGGCUGUGAGAAACCUGCAGCUGAGCGACGAGACCACCCAGAGUUUAGAGGCAUCGUGGGAGAUGGAAGACCCCCACGUGGAGAGCUACAGGGUCUCCUAUGCUGGCCUCUGGGGCAACCACCAAGAGGAGUCUGUGUUAGUUCCUGGAGGAGAAAGGAGAGCUCUGCUUGAGCCGUUAUUGUCAGACACCCAGUACAAAGUGACGGUCACGCCAGUGUACAGGGACGGACAAGAUGGCAUCAGCAUCUCUGCCAUGGGAUCCACACGGCCCCUUUUGUCUCCUGGAAACCUCCGUGUAUCAGAGGAGUGGUACAACCGCUUCAGGGUCACCUGGGAUCCACCGCAGACUCCUACACUGGGUUACAGGAUUGUCUACCAGCCCAUUUAUGUUCCAGGACCAGUUUUGGAGACAACAGUGGGUGAAGAUAUGAACUCCAUGCUCCUCAUGAAUCUCUUAAGUGGGACAGAAUACAGUGUUCAAGUGACGGCCUCCUACCCUUCAGGACAGAGUGAACCGCAGCUAGUGAACACUAAAACACUGUUCCUCGGCAUCUCUGGCUUGUCAACCUACCAGGUGCGUUCCAGCAGCAUGUGUGUCCAAUGGCAGCCUCUGCUACAGGCCACAUUAUACAGAGUCUCCAUACAGUCUACACUCAAUGGCCAAAAACAGGAAGUGAGCCUGGGGGGUAGUGCUUCCCGACAAUGCUUCUAUGACCUCACUCCCAGCAGCCAAUACCAGAUCAGCAUUCACACGCAGAUUCAAGAAAUGGAGGGACCGUCAGUCUCCAUCACUGACAUGACAUUGCCAGCGCCCACUCAGGCUCCGACUGAUCCACCGACUACAGAGCCCCCUCCCACCAUCCCGCCUGCUAAAGAAGUGUGCAAAGAGGCCAAGGCUGACCUGGCGUUCCUUGUCGACGGCUCCUGGUCCAUCGGAGAUGACAACUUCCUGAAGAUCACACGCUUUCUCUACAGCACCAUGGGAUCGCUGGAUCUGGUCGGACCAGAUGGCACCCAGGUGGCAAUUGUUCAGUUCAGUGACGAUGCCCGGACGGAAUUCCAGCUGAGUUCCCAUAGCAACAAGGAAGCACUGCUGGAAGCUAUUCAGAGGAUCAGAUACAAAGGAGGAAACACCAAGACAGGUCGAGCCAUCAAACAUGUGAAAGAGUCCAUCUUCACAUCAGAGAGUGGAGCCAGACGGGGUGUUCCUAAAGUCCUGGUUGUCCUCACUGAUGGGCGAUCGCAAGACGAUGUCAACAAAGUGUCCAAGGAGAUGCAGAUGGAGGGCUAUAUCAUCUUUGCCAUUGGCUUUGCGGAUGCGGACUACGGAGAGCUGGUGAACAUUGCCAGCAAGCCCAGCGACAGACACGUCUUUUUCGUUGACGACUUGGAUGCUGUGAAGAAAAUAGAGGAACAGCUCAUUACCUUUGUCUGCGAGGCUGCCACUGCCACUUGUCCGUCUGUUUUGAUGAGUGGAAACACAAUGGCAGGUUUCCGUAUGAUGGAGAAGUUUGGCCUGGUGGAGAAAGAGUACAGCAUACUACCUGGAGUUUCUCUGGAGCCGGGUUCAUUUAACAGCUUCCCCUGUUACAGGUUACACCGUGAUGCUCUGGUGUCCCAGCCCACCAAGUAUCUUCACCCUGAGGGUCUCCCCUCUGACUACACGAUUUCCAUGAUGAUCCGUCUACUUCCAGAGACCCCAGAAGAGCCCUUUGCAUUGUGGGAAAUCCUCAACAAAGACCACGAGCCAUUAGUGGGACUAAUCCUGGACAACUCUGGAAAGACCUUGACGUUCUUCAACUACGAUUAUAAAGGAGACUUCCAGACUGUUACUUUUGAAGAAUCAGAAAUCAAAAAGAUCUUCCAUGGCAGCUUCCACAAGCUCCAUGUGAUCAUCAGUAAGACAUCGGUGAAAGUGGUGUUAGAUUGUUCUGCAGUUGGGGAGAAAUCCAUCAACGCAGCCGGUAACAUCACCACAGACGGGGUGGAGAUCCUGGGAAGGAUGUUCAGAGGAACACAGGACAACUCUGCUCCGUUCCAGCUCCAGAUGUUCGACAUCAUCUGCAGUACAUCCUGGGCCAGCAGAGAUAAGUGUUGUGAGCUGCCAGCAUUAAGAGUUGAGGAGCAGUGCCCCUCCAUGCCUCAUGCCUGCACCUGCUCCCAGGACAGCAAAGGACCCCCGGGACCCUCUGGACCCCCUGGAGGUCCAGGUAUAAGGGGAGCCAGAGGAGACAGAGGAGAGCCAGGAGUAACGGGAUCUCAUGGUCCAGUUGGAGAGAUUGGCCCGUCUGGACCCCCAGGACCACCUGGUCCUCAGGGGCCCAGUGGACUCUCCAUUCAGGGGCCCCCGGGUGCUGUUGGACAGAAGGGAGAGAGAGGAGAGAUUGGUCCAGCCGGACAAAUGGGUGUCCCUGGAGGCCAAGGCUCACCUGGUAGAGACGGCCCCCCAGGAGCAAGGGGUCUUCCAGGAAAUAUUGGACCACAAGGACGACAAGGACCUUCUGGACCCGUUGGAGCCCCGGGUGCACCUGGAGCUCCAGGAUCGGGUGGAUCAGCAGGGUCCCAAGGAGAACAAGGGCUUCCUGGUCCUGCUGGUACCAAAGGCGAUAAGGGAGAAAGAGGUGAUGUGCAAUCCCAGGCUGCUGUGCGUGCCAUCGCACGACAAGUGUGUGAACAGCUCAUCCAGAGCCAUUUGUCUCGCUAUAACUCCAUACUGAACCAGAUCCCCGCCCAGUCUGCGGUAUCCGUCCGGACAGUUCCAGGACCACCAGGGGAGCCGGGUAGGAGAGGCAACCCGGGACCCCAGGGAGAGCAAGGACCGCAAGGCAGACCAGGCUUCCCUGGUACCAACGGUCAGAGUGGACGACCAGGAGAGAGAGGUCUGUCAGGAGAGAAGGGGGAGAGGGGGAGUCCAGGUGUUGGGAGUCAGGGACCUCGAGGACCACCUGGACCUCCAGGUCUGCCAGGUGAAGGACGCACAGGCAGCCAGGGUCCACCUGGUCGGCCCGGCAACCCUGGGACGGCGGGGAGGCCGGGGAAUCCGGGUAGCACCGGACCAGCCGGGUCACCAGGCUACUGUGACCAGAACUCAUGUCUGGGAUACAACGUUGGAGUCCAACCCCUGCCUCACGGCGGCUACCAGUCCUACAAUCCCCCCUACAACCAGCAGUACAACCCCGCCGCUGUGGCUUACAACAACGACCAAGGAGGUGAGGAUGAGGAGGAGGAGGAGGAGGAGGGAGAGGAAGAGCAGGACCCCUACUACCAUCGUGGCUACCCGCCUCAGUACUACCCCCAGCAACCUCCCCCAUCAGCGCACGAUCGCCGCGGGUACCACUCAAGCCCCACCCACUCUGAGGAUGUGGAGCUGAGGUCGCCGGGCGUCAUGAGGAGGUUUUCACGGGACAUCGUCGUCAUGGAGGAGAGCAAGGAGGGAGGACAUUAGAAGGAAGGAUGGACUCACCUAAAGUGCUUGAGCCCUGCAUGUCACGACACACACACACACACAUACGCACACACACACACACACACACAAACACACACAAAUCAGACACUGACUUACACGUGUAUGGGACAAAUGUCGUGCCACAUUCCAAAACUAUAAAAAAAAACUUUUCAAAGGUUGAAACUUGAAAUCUGAUCAAAACAAAUGUUUUGCAUGGUGGAAAUUAAGUUUUGAGGCUGUGUAUGUUUUUAUAGGCUAGAAAAAAAUCUGUCAGCAUUAUUUUGUUUUCCUCUUCAAGACUGUUUGUUAUCCAGGUUCAAAACCUCGUAAAUGUUGCACGUCCGUUGGAAAAACUGAAACAAAUCUUUAUUUUGCAACAUUGUGGCUGUACCCUUGCACUCUUACUGCUGUCUGUUAUUUCAGAGUUGAAAUGUUUCAGAGAUUUUGAUUUUUGGCACUGUUGUCCUGCACCUCUGAUCUGAAACUCAAAAAACUGAUGGUCUGGUAUUUUGAACUGACCAAAAAUUUAUGCAAGGCUUCAAAACUUAGUUUCAAUCAUGCAAACACUGAGUUUGAACUUUUCAAAGCCUUUUCUUCUCAGUUUUGGAAGAUGGCAUGAUAUUUAUCUUGCACACAUGCACAUCAGACCCCUUCUGAACCUGGGGUUAGAACCCCCCUCUCCCUGUGUGUUUCUCCAGCAGGUGAGACAGUGUAAAUAGCUCUGUGGACUCUUGUACGAUAUCUGUAAAAACACGGGGUCCGAAAAGUGCCUGAUCUAUGUUAGCAUCAUCCAGUGGUAAUUGCAAAGGUAAGACUUGAUUCCUCCCAUCUUAAAUUUCUGAUUUCAGGACUCAACCAUUCUCGGGUUUUUUUGUUUUAGUGUGAAGCUGCAUGUCUCCUUUGAGCCAAUCAGUGAGUGUGUAACUGGACACGUGCAUCUUGUUUUGUUUUCAUGCAACUAGAAUUAUUAUUUUACAACCCACGCCUUUGAGGGUGUUGGGCAGGCGACAUUUGUACAGGCUGCUUUUUAUAACGAUGAAUUAUGUUUCACUCGCUUAUUUCAAUGUGUAAAAGGAAUAUUGAAAUGUUUUUUUAAGUGAUUUCUCCGUCACAGUAUUGUGUUUUGCUUAUUUGGGCUGAACUAUUAUGGGAGUGAAUCCACUAAAAUGAAAUGCAGAAGCAGAGGCAUCAAAUUUCUGUUAAAUUACCUAAACACUGUGGAACACAAAUCUCUUUUAAAUUAUUUUCAUUCAGAGAAAAUCUGGCCACCGUUACAUUUAGUCCAGCCAUAUCUGUUACUACCAACAUGUCUGUUCUGGGUUUGAAUCCUCAGACUUCUGGGGAAUUAAAAGGACAAAUCAGUGUCGUUUGUGUCUUGUGUUGCUUUGUUCAUUGUUCUUAUGCAAAGUUGGGCAUGUGUACUGUGGAAACUGUUUUCUCACUGAUUGACCUCUGACCUCUCGCUGGAAAGAAACCUGGAUCCAGUAAAAGACUAAACAGUGUCAACUCUGUGCCUCCUGCACUGCAGCCUGGGAAAAACAAGCACUAAAGUAAAAGUUCAGCUGUGAACUGGCCCUUGUCAAUUUGACAUUUAAACUGUGGAACUGGAACAGUUUAAAUAAGGAAUGUGUCUCACCAACAUGCCCCUUAUUUAUUUUGUAUUUUGUUUGCUUUUAUAACCAAUAAAUCUGUAAUGAGACUCCAA